This is a messenger RNA of Epinephelus fuscoguttatus (brown-marbled grouper), 2224 nucleotides long. RefSeq lists its product as uncharacterized. The transcript is spliced from 2 exons. Bases 1202 to 2224 code for a protein of 340 amino acids. Gene Ontology annotation, molecular function: RNA binding. NCBI's taxonomy places the organism in Eukaryota, Metazoa, Chordata, Actinopteri, Perciformes, Serranidae. The record is from RefSeq and is a predicted model, not a curated record.
CCCAGUGUUAUUUUAUUGUUAAAACUUUUAUUUUAUUUUCAUUUUCCAGUUAAUGUGAGUCUUUCUGCCGAGUAUUGUUUUUUCUUAUGUACAAUGAAUGCAUCACAGUGCCACACAUGGCAGUUUUUCGCUAAGUAAUGUUUUUUCCAAUUUACUGUGAAUGCACCGCAGCACUGAACAGGGCAGCUCCAGUUAGAGGGAAAAAAACUUUUCUUCAGCUUCUCUGAGAGUCGGAUAAGGAAACGACUUGGGAAAAACACAGUUUUAUCACUGAAAAUGUCUUUUUUCGUAAGCUGUGAAGUGAUAUGGUCGAGUCCUGUGAUGGGUUAAGCCAAGGAGAGUGGACUAUUGUUGAAGAAUAUCCUGGCUGGUUUUCCAUUGAUAGAAUCAUUUUAAGGAAUGAGCAGUGCUGUCCAUGGACUGGAUUCCGCCUGAAGAGUCUGCAAAGGACGUUCUGGAUCUGAUGGCCACCUAUCUUCCAGGAGGGUGGUAGGAAAAAAAAACGGAUUUCCCAUUUCCUUUGGAAGAUUUGCGUAUUUUUAUUUCAUCUGAGAUCUCAGACUUUUUUCUAUAAUUUUUUAUUUUUUUUUGGUCAGGCCUGACACACAUACAAUAAAACUGAUGCAUCAGAGGAAAAAAACACUAAGCAACCGAACAAUUUAAAUCCUAACGAGAAAACUGAAGUGGACUGUGUGAAGAGCUGCACAAAAGGAAAAAGAGACAACCUAAAUGAACAGUAUUGGGAACUGAUAACUGAUUGGUAACAGAGGUCAUUCAACUGAUUGAACUGAUUUACUUUCCCUCUUUGUUCCAUUUGUUCCUGUUCAUGUCCAUGUUGUGAAACAAUUUUUUGUUGGGUCAAGCCUUUUAAUGAAAAUGGUUAAAAAUCAGGACAAUACAUGUUCUACCUUUCUACUAAAGUAAUUGUCAGUCCCUUAUUGUGGUUGGAGGUUUCUUUUCACUCUAAGCAGAGUUACCAUUGCCAAUCUCCUUGCGAAUCUUAGUUAUUUGAGCCCUGGGUUGUGUAGACUUAAACAGUUGUGCUUCUGGAAGACCAAAUUGAUUCAGAUUUAGAUUCUUUUUUUCCUGACUACACGGUAAAGGGGUUACAAAAUAGUGGCGAGCCAGCCAGGAGAUUGGUAUAGUGGCUGUUGUUAUCUCCAACCUAUAUGAUACACUGUUUUGAUAUUUUGCAGAAAAUAUGGAUCUUUGUGGACGUUUUCAAGUUGAUGGUCAGAAAACCCUGUAUGUUACAGGAGUUGAACAAAGUUGUACAGAUGAUGGCAUUUCUGACGUGUUUGUGACUAAUGGAAAGAUAUCUAAAAUAAUUAGAGUUCCAGAUGAACCAUAUCAGCCUCGGGGCAGAACACUUGUUAUCUAUGAAUCGGAACAGGCUAUUUUGAAGAUUGACCCUGUAACCUUAGGCGAACUUCAAAGCCCAGUAGACCCAAGUGUAAUUUGGUUUUCUAAAACUGUUAGAGAUAUCACUCAAGGAGAAAUGGGCAAAGAAGUGGCCCGCCGAUAUCUGAGGGAACUUGAGGUUUUGGGGGAUAGUGGGAAAGCAGGUUUCCUUAGCUUCCUUCAGAGUGAGUUACAGGCAGGCCCCACACCCCAGACUGAGACACAACUUACUAAUGACCAAGAUAUUAAUGCUACCACUGAUUACACUGAGCCAAGUGAACCGGUAGAGCCCACAAGUGCCUUUAGCCCCCGUGCUGAACCCUCUACAGGCCCAGUUCACAUAGAUGAGAGCAUCUACAACCCUUCUCAUGUCCAGAAAGUGGUGGUUGAACACAUCAUUCGUAAUGAGCCAACUCACACGCCACUAGCACAUGCAAAAAUACGCACUUUCUCAGGUCGACUGCCAAGGCCCAAUGGUGAAGUUGACUAUGAGACAUGGCGCACCCAAGUUGAUCUUUUACUUGGUGACUCCUCUUUGACUGAUGCACACAAAGUGAGGAAGAUACUAGAGAGCUUACUUAGCCCUGCCUCAGAGGUUGUAAAGCCUCUAGGAGUCACUGCACUACCAGGUGCUUAUGUCACUCAGCUGGAAUCUGCUUUUGGUGUUGUUGAGGAUGGAGAAGAGCUUUUCACUGCAUUUCUGGGAUCCAACCAAAACAGUGGCGAAAAACCUUCUGCCUUUUUGAGCCGUCUUCACAGUCUCCUCACCAGAGUCAUUUCUAGAGGGGAGCUCUGCUUCAAAUGUAAAGGAACUGCUCCUUAA